Molecule: messenger RNA, 270 nt
Organism: Microthlaspi erraticum
Lineage: Eukaryota; Viridiplantae; Streptophyta; Magnoliopsida; Brassicales; Brassicaceae
Source: the annotation of a GenBank genome assembly
AUGAAAAAUCCUCAAAUCUUCCGUCGAACUUCUAUGUCUCCUCCUUCAACAGCCACAACUAACAACAAAGAAUCUUCAUCACCGGUUAGUAUGGCACAUCUCCCUGUUGAUCUACUGUUGAACUGCUUAGCCCGCGUCUCGAGAUCGUACUACCCAACCCUCUCCUUAGUUUCCAAGAGAUUCCGCUCUCUCCUUGCUUCCACGACGGAUCUUUACGAGACCCGAAGGCUUUUAGGCAGCACCGAGAGUUGUCUACGUACGUCUGCUUAA